CUCACCUUUUGUUUGCUACAUCAUCAUCAUCAUCAUCAUCAUCGAAAUCUGCGUCUUUGUGGCUUGCUUGCCUCCUUCGAUUCCGUCAUCUCCUACACAGUGAUAGACAACGCACCCCCACCCCUCUGACGUCGUUCUUCCUCCCUCCUCUCUCCGUCCGUUGGUGCGACCCGUUUCUAAAUUGUCAUCUGGGGUCGCCCAAUUCACGAAAUUCCGCGGAAAUCCUUUUCCAAGAACGUGGAAUUCACCUCAGUUAUUAGAUCAUCCGUUGUUCUCUUUCUUCUGCUUCAAUUGUACCAUAUUCCUUUCCCAUGGCUGCGCCGGAGCUCGCCCAGACCGAUCCAGAGGGGAUUGAAGGAGUCCGGAUGACGUGGAAUAGCUGGCCGCGGACGAAGGUGGAGGCGUCCAAGUGCGUGAUCCCGAUCGCAGCCUCAAUUCAGCCGAUCCGCCCGCACGUGGAUCUUCAGGUGCUUCCCUACCCGCCCCUCCGAUGCAAGACGUGCUCCGCCGUGCUGAACCCGUUCUGCCGCGUUGAUUUCACCGCUCGCAUGUGGAUCUGCCCCUUUUGUUUUCAAAGGAACCAUUUUCCGCAGCAUUAUUCGUCCAUUUCGGAGACGAAUGUGCCGGCCGAAUUGUACCCUAAUUUCCCCUCAAUUGAGUACUCGAUUCAGAAUUAUCAGAAUCCGCAGGGUUACAAUCCUGUUGCCGCCCCACCUCCGAUUUAUUUGUUUGUUUUGGAUACGUGUAUGCUCGAGGAGGAGUUGGAGUUUGCUAAGUCGGCGCUGAAACGCGCCAUUGGGAUGCUUCCAGAUAGUGCCAUGGUUGGAUUAAUUUCGUAUGGUACACAGGUGCAGGUCCAUGAGUUGGGGUUUUCAGAGAUGUCUAAGGUUUAUGUGUUUAGAGGAUCCAAGGAUGUCUCAAAAGAUCAGGUCUUGGAACAGUUAGGACUUGGCGCUUCUGGUGCUAGACGGAUGGGGCCAAACAUUCCGAAAGGUGGUGGUGGACUUAGUCCUGCUGCGGCAGGAGGUGGCCCCAAUGCGGGGAUCAAUAGAUUCUUGUUGCCAGCUUCUGAAUGUGAAUAUACCUUGAAUUCGUUGUUGGAUGAAUUGGCCACGGAUCAAUGGCCAGUGGCACCAGGGAAUAGGUCAUUGAGGUGUACUGGAGUUGCUCUGAGUGUUGCGGCAGGGUUGCUGGGGACUUGUACAGCAGGAACUGGUGCGCGGAUUGUUGCACUAGUGGGAGGUCCAUGCACAGAAGGUCCUGGAGUGAUUGUAUCAAAAGAUUUGUCCGAUCCAGUCCGUUCACAUAAGGAUCUUGACAAGGAUGCAGCAGCAUUCUUUAAAAAAUCAGUGCAGUUCUACGAUGAACUUGGAAAGCAGUUGGUUAAUCAGGGGCACGUGUUGGAUGUCUUCGCUGCUGCACUUGAUCAGGUCGGCAUUGCUGAGAUGAAAGUAGCUAUAGAGAAAACUGGUGGACUUGUAGUUUUGGCUGAAAGUUUUGGCCAUUCUGUUUUCAAGGAUUCGUUCAAGCGCAUUUUUGAAGAUGGGGAGCAGAAUCUUGGACUUUCAUUCAAUGGCACAUUGGAGAUCAACUGCUCAAAAGAUAUAAAAGUUCAAGGAAUCAUCGGACCAUGCACAUCACUUGAGAAGAAAGGACCUGCUGUUGCCAGCACAUUUAUAGGACAGGGGAAUACAACAGCCUGGAGAUUAUGUGGCCUAGACAAGAAUACUUGCUUGACUGUUUUCUUUGAUGUUUCUUCGACUGAAAAGUCUGAUCCUGCUGGGUCAAACCCUCAAUUAUACAUACAGUUUCUGACAAGUUAUCAGAACCAUGAUGGUCAGAUGCGAUUCAGGGUCACAACUGUUACUAGACAAUGGGUGGAUGGUGCUUUGGGAAAUGAGGAUUUGAUUCAAGGAUUUGAUCAAGAAGCUGCUGCUGUAGUUAUGGCUAGACUGGCAUCGUACAAGAUGGAGAUUGAGGAAGGGUUCGAUGCCACGAGAUGGCUGGAUAGGAGCCUGAUUCGUCUAUGCUCAAAAUUUGGAGAGUACCGAAAAGAUGAUCCUGCCUCAUUCUCUUUAAAUCCAUGUUUUUCUUUGUUCCCUCAGUUCAUGUUUAAUCUGCGUAGAUCACAGUUUGUGCAGGUAUUUAAUAACAGUCCAGAUGAGACAGCCUAUUUCCGCAUUCUAUUGAAUCGGGAGAAUAUAAGCAAUGCUGCAGUCAUGAUUCAACCGUCAUUAAUAUCAUAUGCAUUUGAUUCAUUGCCUGCACCAGCUUUACUUGAUGUCCAAUCCAUUGCAGCUGAUCGCAUCCUCUUACUGGAUGCAUAUUUUAGUGUAGUUAUUUUUCAUGGAAUGACGAUAGCUCAAUGGAGAAAUAUGGGCUACCAGAAUCAGCCAGAACAUCAGGGUUUUGCCCUCCUGUUACAAGCCCCUCAUGAUGAUGCCCAAUUAAUAAUUCGUGACCGCUUUCCUGUACCUAGACUUGUAGUCUGUGAUCAACAUGGCUCUCAGGCAAGAUUUCUGUUGGCAAAGUUGAACCCUUCCGCAACCUACACCAAUGCACAUGAAAUGAGCACUGGCUCUGACAUUAUCUUCACCGAUGAUGUGAGUUUGCAAGUCUUUAUUGAUCAUCUUCAGCGGUUGGCAGUCCAAGGUUCUUGAGAGUAAGUGCAGCAUGUUCAGUGUGUAUAAGUUUCACUUUUCUCAUCUCAAUGGUUUCUUGGUUUAUAUAUCGAAAAAUCCAGUGUCAUUUUACUACUCCCAUUUACCUAUAUUUGAACUGUGAGGAAUGAGGUUAGGCAGGCCAUCUACUAUAUGAGCAAUAUGUGGUAAAGACUGUUUCUUAUAGUUUUCGGUUCUUUUGGGAAGCCUUGAAGGGAUUUGUAAUUUUAGUAGAAUUGGAUUUAAAGCAGCCAUAGUUGUAAGUUAAACAGGACAAUUUUGGACUGAGAGCAGGGGGUAAUCAGGCUAUAUAUUGUUAAUUAUUGUGCUACUAUUUUAUUUUUUAUUUGUGAUUGAAUUAAAGGACUGUGAUGAGUAGUCCAGACUUAUAAUGGUUAAAUGGUUUUUCAGA
Molecule: messenger RNA, 3072 nt
Organism: Andrographis paniculata
Lineage: Eukaryota; Viridiplantae; Streptophyta; Magnoliopsida; Lamiales; Acanthaceae
Product: protein transport protein SEC23-like
Exons: 12
Coding region: 312-2660 (782 amino acids)
Biological process (GO): intracellular protein transport; COPII-coated vesicle cargo loading; endoplasmic reticulum to Golgi vesicle-mediated transport
Cellular component (GO): COPII vesicle coat; endoplasmic reticulum exit site
Molecular function (GO): zinc ion binding; GTPase activator activity
Source: RefSeq, a predicted model, not a curated record